Messenger RNA from Ostertagia ostertagi, 228 nucleotides. The record is from the annotation of a GenBank genome assembly. NCBI's taxonomy places the organism in Eukaryota, Metazoa, Nematoda, Chromadorea, Rhabditida, Trichostrongylidae.
AUGUGGUUCGUUAUGCUUCGCGUCACCACACCAGCGUUUGUCAUGCUCCUGCUCCUCUUGCAGGUGACUCCCGGGCUGUCCUGCACUUUCACUAAAUUCAAUGGUGCACGUUUGACCAACGUUACGCUUGCACCCACUAGUUACAAAGUAUUUAACACUACCGUUGAACAGUGUUUCAAGCAAUGCUUCGAAGCUCCAGAUUGCAGUUUCUUCAUUUUUGUUGAAGGG